AUGGUGCGCUCCGUGCGGAAGGCGACCACCUGCAUGGCCGUGGCCGCAGGCGUGCUGGCUGUCUGUGGGCUCUCUCGCAGCUUCGUGCCCGGGCCCCUGCGCCGGAGCGCGGCGCCUCUGGCUGCGGCAUCGGCUGCCACCAUGAUGGCUCCAGCGGCGUUCGCCGAUGAGAUCGGUGACGCAGCGAAAAAGCUGGGGGACGCCUCUUACGACUUCGCCAAGGAGGUCGACUGGAACAACGGCAUCUUUCUCCAGGCCCCCGGCAAGUUCCAGCCGCUGAAGGCUUUGAAAGCAAUCGACAAGAUGAUCGAGAUGGGAGCCGCUGCGGACCCGAAGCUGUUGAAGGCGGCCGCAGAGGCUCACCACAAGGCCAUCGGAAGCAUCAGUGGCCCCAAUGGUGUGACUUCCCGAGCAGAUUGGGAUAACGUGAACGCCGCCCUGGGUCGAGUGGUGGCCUCCGUCCCCAAGGAGAAGGUCAUGGCAGUCUACGACUCCGUGAAGGACAUCACGGACCCCAAGGUGCCGGCCUACAUGAAGUCGCUGGUGAAGGCUGAGGAUGCAGAGAAGGCUUACAAGGGCUUCCUGGAGUUCAAGGAUGUGGUGGCCAAAAAUCAGGUGGCACAGGCUGGUCCGAAAGCAAGUGUCCCAUGCGGGGACGCCAUUGGCACGGCGGCCAAGGCCCUCUCCGACUCCUCGUAUCCUUUCCUGAAGGAGGUGGACUGGCUGAGCGACAUCUACCUGAAGCCGCUGGCGGGCAAGACUGCGCCGCAGACCCUGAAGGCUAUUGACAAGAUGAUCGUGAUGGGAAGCCAGAUGGUGGCGGCAAAGGAUUAUGAGGGAAGUAAGUGUACUCAAGGGUCCGUGCGCAGUGUUUGGUGGGUUCCACGGCCUGCACGGAGCUGCGCAUACCUGCGAACGAGGCAGUACAAGCUGAUCUGUCGAUUGUUCGCCUUGUGGCUGAAUGAAUACCUUGUCGAGACAAUGCCAGAUUCCCUUGACAACUGUCGGGGUAUCCCGGAGUUCUAUGGUAGCUGGGAUGGGCAAGAUCUCGAGGGCUCCAGGACCUGCGAUGUGCACAUGGGCUCAUUGACACGGCUACUUGGGCACAGCCGCCCCAAGCAUAACAAAGAGCAGAUGACGUACUUCUCCCUGCGUGCUGCUGCUGCCGGCCUUGUUUUGGACGGUGGCGAGUUUCAACCGAUGCCAAUCUUCGAAGAGCCCGGUGCCGGAGGCGGUGCUCUGGUGGUAUUUGGCGUGAUUUUCCUGACUCUCCUGGGCUCUUUGCUCGUCGUCGCCUGCUUCGAAGCUCCUCUGGAGCUCGAGGACAAAGCCACCGAGCUAGAGCCGGAACUUGCAGGGGUGUCGAGUGUUCGGGCCCAGCUCCGGCCCGCAAAGGCAUGCAAUGGCCUUCAGCGGAGCCAGCGACAAUAUCAGGAUCGUCUUGCAGAGGAAAGAGCGGUCUUGGCUCCUGUUCCGGAGGAACUUGGAAGCAACAUUCGCCAAGACAACCCGAAUGUGGCCGAAGAGACGCAGGAAGACUUGCCUUCACAGAGACCAGCGGAACAGCCGUGUGCGGCAACUUCUCAGGUGCUAACAACACCAGCUGAAGGCCCAGAAGGUCCCGCCGUUACUCCCCUGCAGCCCGAGGUCAGAAGCAGCACACCAUCGGAGAGCUUAGAAGGCCCAAUCAUCCCUCCGCAAGAGGAAGCACCAGAAGAGGCAUUGUGGGAUUCGCCGGACAUGGAGGCUGGAGGGACUCUACAUUUGCCUCCCAUGCGUACAGCUUUCCCUCCAUGGUAUGGCGGUGGCACGCCGCAGAGCGCAUCAUUUGACGAAGGAGCUGCCACCCUUUUCGAAGAGGAAGUCAGCGACAGACUGAUUCAGCACAGCCUGUCAUUGCCUUACCUUGCAGACGGUGGAGACGUGCAGGCGGAGGCUGUUCCAUGGUUCUGGCCGACGUCGGAUUCGCCACCACCACCGAUGACCCUGUGCCCGGGGCUAAUAGUCCCUCGGAACUCGGAGUGCUGCCUGGUCAUACCAAUCCCGACGAAGGACAGGUCGGCCAUCUUCGUCAUCGUGUUCGGUACUGAUGGCCAGCCGCUGCUCAGAGCAGAGGUCUACAGGGGACACAAUUGCGAACCUCCUUGUGGCAGCCCCAUGACUUCGGUCUACUGGCCUCCCGCAAGUGCCUCGAUGGCGAGGAACGAUCAACAUGCGACGGUUGUGCUUACCACGUUGCCUCCAGAGAUGCGCAGGACUGGCGAUGUCUCCGCAGCUGAGGAGCCAGAAAUUCUAUCAGCGGGCUACCUCGUUCGAGGAAGUGACGGAAUGGAAAUGGAUAUUGUUGAUGGAGAUGGACGUUUUUUUGGUCGUCUUGGUCGUGACCCGGACAGGCGCUCUCGGUACUGCCUGCGGUGCGGUGAGCACGGAGAGACCCGCAUGUAUUGCGACGGCGUGUACGAAGACUUCGCUCUUCUGCUGACAGACGACAUGCAGGAGGUUCUGGGCGAGGUGGAAACCUUCAGCUCGGCCAACGCUCCCUUCAGCGACGCCGUGGGGUGCAUCUGCAUGAGGGUCAGCGGCAGCCGAGAUGGCGUAGAUGCAGGUCUUAUGCUGGCCAUCUACUUUGGGGUGUAUGAGAGAGGCUUGGCCUGGUUCACCGCGCGGGCGGGACACCUCGUUCGGUGGCAGGACGUCUUGGAGGUCCUCCAAGACAUUCGCCGUGCGAGGCUCCAGGCAAGUACCCUCAGCUUCAAUGCCGUUGCCUGCGGCCUCAGCCGGGCAAAGCAGUGGCAGUUGGCUCUUCAGGUCCUGUCUGGGCUGCGGGCUCAAGGCCUUCAGCCGCGCGCAGCAUCCCUGGGAGCUGCGGUGGGCUCUUGCCAAGCUGCUGGAGGACUUUGGCGGCAGGCUGUUCGUCUGCUCCACGCUGCCAGGAGAGCCUGGUGCCUCCAGACACUCAGUGCCGCGAUUUGCUCAGCAGUUGCUGCGCAUGGGCCGUCAAGCUGGCAAGCUGCUGAAGCUCUAAUUCGCCAGCUCGUCCAAAGCGGCGGAAUCCUGAACAUCGCACACUUCAACGGCCAGCUAGACACUCUCAGUGGUGGGCUCUGGGCAAAUGCAUUGGACAAGGUCGGCAAGAGCAUUUCGAAGCCGGAUGUUGUUACUUUCAACACCAUGAUCCACGCGACGACGGCAGAUGUCUGGCAGCUUUCAUUCAGCUUUCUGCAGAAGAUGAGGUGCGCCAGGUUAGCAUGCACUGUGAAGAGCUACGGUGCUUUGGCUGCCGGCUUGGAGUCCUGCUGGCUGUUGGCUGUCCUGUUGCUUCGGAGCAUGUACCGCAGCACCGUGGAAAUGAAUGCAAUCGUCAAAGGUUCCGUGGCAGGAGCCCUUGCGGAAAAUGGUGCCUGGCACCAUGCUUCUGCGCUGUGCGCCGACGCUGCCCAGCUACACCGAAGGAUGUUGACGGCUGCGGGCCACAGUUGGGAAGGAUCACUUCAGUGGCUUGAUCUCUUGGAGCGCCGGCGUGUUCGACAAGACUUCAGCAUGUGCGCCGCGACAACCACAUCAGCGAGCAGUUGGAACAUGUCCUUGUCGAUGUCAUUGGUGUGUGGGCGGCGUGGCAUGCGCUCGAACAUCGUGGCCAUAGGCACACUGGCGAGGCCACUCCAGGAUGCACAACACUGGCAGGAAGCCGGCCACCUGCUGCAGACCAGUAAGCAGCAGCAUCUGCAGGCAAAUCUUGUCACAUUUGGCAUGCUGACCUCUGCCUGCAGCAGCUCGCAGUGUUGGCCAGCUUCCAUGCAGGUCUUGGACGCAGCAUGUUCUGCAGCUGUCCUACUUGAUACGGAUAUACACAACGUGGCAGCUCGUGGUGCGGCCAAGCGAGGCCAUUGGGAAAUCUCUUGCGAACUGAUCCGAGCUGUACGCCUACGGCGUCUCCAAGCCGACUGGCAAACUCCAGUAAGUGCUUGUUCAGGUGUUGCGAUGCAGCACCGUUGGCGGCAUUGCUUGCAGAUGGUCGCUGAAAUCACGCCCACGCACCUCGCAAGUGCGGCAGGGGUGUUUGCCCUGGGCCUUUGUGCAGAGGCAGCAAGAUGGCAACUGGUUUUGGCCUGGCUAAGGGCUUCAUCGCAGCCACCUCAAGAAGCCUUUGCAGCAGCUCUGACAGCGCUGGCAUCUACCGGCAAGGUCUUGGAAGCCCAUGGGCUCCUCGCCUCUUUGCGUACUCAGAUGCUUCGCCUGGAGUCGUCCCAUCUUACGAACGCUCUAGGAGUCGCUCGACAAGGCCAGCCCUGGGUGACCAGCCUUCAGCUGCUGAAGCUGGGGCAGCUGGCAGGGCUUCACUUGCACCAGGCCGUUUGGCACGCAGGGGUCGAUGCAUGCGGCAGCUGGAAACAUGCCCUGCUUCUCCUGGCAUCUGCACAGUCGUGCCAUGUCGAGCCAGACGUGACGUCUGUGGCUGCAGCUACAAAUCGUGCCUCCUCGAGGUCCGUUCAGGCCACACUGCGUCUACUUCAUGAGCUUCAGCAAAUGCAUCUUUGCCAACUGCAUGCAGACUCGGGGCGGGUGUGUAUGUACAACCUGACCGAGUAG
Molecule: messenger RNA, 4590 nt
Organism: Symbiodinium sp. CCMP2592
Lineage: Eukaryota; Dinophyceae; Suessiales; Symbiodiniaceae
Source: the annotation of a GenBank genome assembly